UUACACAGAACUUUGAGAUGAAACAAACCGAGCGUUAAAGACUCAGUAUUUGCGGAUAAAUGCGUUUUGGGCGGUUUUUCCAAUGGGGCCCGCAUUGAUAUUAUUUUGGCUUUGGGGCGUGGUAGAAUCUUGUUUAUCGUCUAUUUUUAUAUUGGUGUUGCCACGUUGGUGCUAAGAUAUUGCUCUUGAAUUUUUUUAUUACAUUUCCUCGGGGUCACUAUCAGCAAAAUAUAUUAUGUUUGCUGAAAGUCUGCAAUAGAAUGAGAACACUACUAUGAGAGGAAAUAAAAUUUGUCUUUUAAGCAUCGUAAAAAGGGGAAUGGAACUGGUUGGAUUUAUAUUGGGUUGUUUAUGGUAGUUGGACAUCUGGUAUUGAAUGAGUUGGUGGUUUUGACCUUUUAGAGAAUUUCAAAGGAGUCCACUGACUUUGCUGGCUGCAAUUAGUUGGUAUGAGGACUUACUUUCACUUUAACGUUGCCAGAGUGGCCACGCCCUUGAAUUUCGUGAUAACUUUCUGUAAGGUAGGGACUAGUGAGUAAAGCAUUUGUAGGUUUAUGGUCGUUCUGAUGCUUUGCUAAGAUGCAGUGUCUUUUGAAAAUAUUACAGGAGUUGUUAGAAGGGGAUGGACUUACCCUAAUUCAGUUUCAUCCUUACAAGAAAAAUUCUUUCACACCUAAUAAUUAACUUGAAAUCAUUCUUCCGGUCCUCAAAGUUCUGUUUCUAUUUCAUCUACAGAGAUUUUUUUUUUUUUUUGCGCACUGGUUUGUGCAGUUGUACUGCCAAAACUAGUAUAGGUUAUGCCUUACUGUCUUUGCAGUUAUUGGAAGAUCAUAUCUAAAUUGAAAAAAAAAAAAGUGAUUUGUUGUCUGGCUUUAUAUACAAACCAUUUCUAAUUGGCACCUCACUUGUGCUUUCUGUUUAAGGCAUUUUUCUAAUGUAUUCCUUAAUGGAAAUGGCGUAUCAUGUUUUCUCUUUUCUUUUCCUUUUUUCUCCUCAUUAUGCAAGCUGUAUUUUACUAAGGGCAUACUAACAACUUUUACCAAGUUCAUGGAUGGUCCACUAUGUUGUGGUUUUUUAGAAUUAGUAUGUUUUGCACAAGUCUAGAGACUUUGAGGGGAUCCCUUUUCAUGAUUUUCUUGUAUCUAGAUAGACGACUCUCUCAUAUACAUGGGUGUGCCUUUUGCUCGUAUUGAUGAAAUUUUAUUAGUAUAAAAAUGUAUUUUAUGUGAAAGUUCUAAACAAAACAUAGGGGAAAAAGCCUGAAGACACCAGAGAUUAAUGAGCUUUGAAAACCUACAUCCAUGGAUGAUGCACUUUUGCAAGUAUCCAUUAUCAAAAGAUGAGUAUUACAAUUUGCACACCCUAUCAAGAAUAACCCUUCAAACUCUGUCAGAUAUUUCCCCAACACACCAUACAAUAUAAAUUGAAAGAUCUACUUGUGGAUCCUCCAGAAUUCUCCUCAGAGGCAGCCUCUGCGAUCUGUUCCCAGAGACUCAAAAAACUUCAUAAAUAAAACUAUGAUUAGGCCGAGCUUGGAUCAGAAGAGAAAACAAGGUCAAACAACUGCUAUCAGAGGUUUGGAUCAGCCUUUUGAUGUCAAAGUGCAAAGUUUCAUUAAACUUGGUGUGUGUACAUGUAAUUAUGACUCAAAAGGUUUCGAAGAAAGGACCUGGGAGCUACUUUUAUCAGUUGAACAUGUUAUCAGAGAACAGAAUGUUUUGGCUGCAAAUGAGUUCAUUGAGCUCUUCUGUGAAUUGGUUGUGUCCAGACUUCCGAUCAUUGCCAAGCAAAGGGAAUGCCCAGCAGAUCUCAAAGAAGGGAUUGCUAGUUUAAUAUUUGCUGCCCCAAGGUGUUCAGAAAUUCCAGAACUAGUGGCAAUUAGGAAUAUUUUUGAGAAAAAAUAUGGGAAAGAUUUUGUAUCUGCAGCUACUGAUCUGCGACCUAACAGUGGUGUAAACCGCAUGUUAAUAGACAAGCUAUCUGUCAGAACCCCUACUGGUGAAGUGAAGUUUAAAAUCAUGAAGGAAAUAGCAAAAGAACACAAUAUUCAAUGGGAUACAACAGAAUCUGAGUUGGAGCUUCUCAAGGCUCCAGAAGAGCAUAUAGAAGGACCAAACACUUUCGUUAGUGCUACCAGCUUACCCCUGAAGCCUGAACCGACUCAGUCUGCUGGGUCAAAUAAGCCAACUACCAGAUCAACAUGUUGUAGAGAAAAUGGCAAUAUGCAUUUUGAGGACACAGUGUCAGCUGCUGAAGCAGCUGCGGAAUCUGCCAAGAAAGCAAUUGCUGCUGCCCAAGCUGCUGCCUAUUUGGCAAACAGAGACUUCAAUCCAGCCACUCGAGCAUCUAGCCUUGCUAACAAGUUGAAUGACUCAAAUAUCAACCAUGCCUUUGAUACCCUUUCGGGCAAAUCUACUGGCUCCUUUAUGCCAAAUGACCAUUCUGCAGUUAACCUACAGAAUAUGGAUCAUCAGCUAAAUGCUACAGGGAGCAAAUAUGAGUCGGAGAGUUUUGGAAGGUCUCAUUGUGUAAGCAGUGAGGAGACACUGACUACCAAUAUGAAUGGUGGAAAGGUUUAUAGGAGGCACAGCUACAACAAUACACCUUCUGGACAUUCAGACAUAAAGUUUGAUGAAUCAGACUGUGAUGAAGAAAUUGAGAUGGAAGAACCUCCCAGUGGCAUUUGUCCACCGCCCGAGCGGCCUCCACCUUUGGUACCUUCAUAUCAUGAUAAACAAGAUCCAGCCCUUCGCGUGCAUCCCAAAUUGCCAGAUUAUGAUGCACUUGCUGCUCGCUUUGAAGCACUGAAGUAUCGCAAAUCACUACCUAAAUAAAACAUAGAUUUCUUGGAUAUAAAUUUUGUUUGCUUUUAUAAUCAUAUUCAGAUGGUCUAUGUAUGCAAUUGUAUCUCAUAGAUGCUAAAUUACGCAUAUGCGAGAAUUAUUAAAUUUGUAAGGGGAGUGUCAUUUGUCAACUUUACUGUCAUAGAAUAUGUAAAUUGUGUGAUUAUUUAACGGA
Messenger RNA from Carya illinoinensis, 3018 nucleotides. RefSeq lists its product as uncharacterized. Bases 1518 to 2834 code for a protein of 438 amino acids. Gene Ontology annotation, biological process: protein transport. The transcript has 6 exons. The record is from RefSeq and is a predicted model, not a curated record. NCBI's taxonomy places the organism in Eukaryota, Viridiplantae, Streptophyta, Magnoliopsida, Fagales, Juglandaceae.